Molecule: messenger RNA, 3935 nt
Organism: Erinaceus europaeus (western European hedgehog)
Lineage: Eukaryota; Metazoa; Chordata; Mammalia; Eulipotyphla; Erinaceidae
Gene: EIF4B
Product: eukaryotic translation initiation factor 4B
Exons: 15
Coding region: 143-1993 (616 amino acids)
Molecular function (GO): RNA binding
Source: RefSeq, a predicted model, not a curated record
CUAGAGAGGCGCCGCCCCGCCUUCUGUCUCUCUCCUCACCUCCCUGCCCCCUCCGGGUUUCGCGUCUUCUAGCCGGACGCGCCCGCUAUAAUCACGUGAUUGCCUCAUCCGGGUCCUUUGCGUUCUCUCUCCCUCUCCCAACAUGGCGGCCUCAGCAAAAAAGAAGAAUAAGAAGGGGAAGACUCUUUCCCUAACAGACUUUCUGGCUGAGGAUGGAGGAACCGGUGGAGGAAGUACCUAUGUUCCCAAACCAGUGAGCUGGGCUGAUGAAACAGAUGACAUAGAAGGAGAUGUUUCAACUACGUGGCACAGUAAUGAUGACGAUGUGUAUAGGGCACCUCCAAUUGACCGUUCCAUCCUGCCCACUGCUCCACGGGCUGCUCGGGAACCCAAUAUCGACCGGAGCCGUCUUCCCAAAUCACCACCCUACACUGCUUUUCUAGGCAAUUUACCUUACGAUGUGACAGAAGACUCCAUCAAGGACUUCUUUAGAGGAUUAAAUAUCAGUGCAGUGCGUUUACCACGUGAACCCAGCAAUCCAGAGAGAUUGAAAGGUUUUGGUUAUGCCGAAUUUGAGGACCUGGAUUCCUUGCUGAGUGCCCUGAGCCUCAAUGAAGAGUCUCUAGGUAACAGGAGAAUUCGAGUGGACGUUGCUGAUCAAGCACAGGAUAAAGAUAGGGAUGAUCGUUCUUUUGGCCGUGAUAGAAAUCGGGAUUCUGAUAAAACAGAUACAGACUGGAGAGCGCGUCCUGCCACAGAUAGCUUUGAUGACUACCCACCUAGAAGAGGUGAUGACAGCUUUGGAGACAAAUAUCGGGAUCGUUAUGAUUCAGACAGGUACCGGGAUGGCUAUCGUGACGGGUAUCGUGAUGGCCCACGCCGAGAUAUGGAUCGAUACGGGGGCCGAGACCGCUAUGAUGACCGAGGCAGCAGAGACUAUGACAGAGGGUAUGAUUCCAGGAUAGGCAGUGGCAGAAGAGCAUUUGGCAGUGGGUACCGCAGGGAUGAUGACUACAGAGGGGGCGGGGACCGCUAUGAAGACAGAUACGAAAGACGGGAUGAUCGGUCAUGGAGCUCCAGGGACGAUUACUCUCGGGAUGACUAUCGGCGUGAUGACAGAGGUCCCCCUCAAAGACCCAAACUGAAUCUAAAGCCCCGAAGUACUCCUAAGGAAGAUGACUCCUCUGCUAGCACCUCCCAGUCCAGUCGAGCAGCCUCUAUCUUCGGAGGGGCAAAGCCUGUUGACACAGCUGCUAGAGAGCGAGAAGUAGAAGAACGGCUACAAAAAGAACAGGAAAAAUUGCAGCGUCAACUGGAUGAGCCAAAACUAGAACGACGGCCUCGGGAAAGACACCCAAGUUGGCGAAGUGAAGAAACUCAGGAACGAGAACGGUCAAGGACAGGAAGUGAGUCAUCACAGACUGGGACCUCAGCCACAUCUGGGAGAAGUAAGUCGGAUCAGGAUACAAGGAGGAGAGAGAGUGAGAAAUCUCUAGAAAAUGAAACACUCAAUAAGGAAGAAGACUGUCACUCUCCAACUUCUAAACCUCCCAAACCUGAACAGCCUCUAAAGGUAAUGCCAGCCCCUCCACCAAAGGAGAAUGCUUGGGUGAAGAGAAGUUCUAACCCUCCUGCUCGAUCUCAGAGCUCAGACACAGAGCAGCAAUCCCCUACAAGUGGUGGGGGGAAAAUGGUUCCAGCUCAACCAACUGAAGAAGGACCAGCAAGGAAAGCAGAUGAACAUAAAGUCGAUGGGGUAGGUGCCCCAAAAGGCCAAAGUGGAAACUCCAGCCGAGGUCCAGGAGAUGGAGGGAACAAAGACCACUGGAAGGAGUCAGAAAGGAAAGAUGGCAAAAAGGAUCAAGAUUCCCGAUCUGCACCUGAGCCAAAGAAACCUGAAGAAAAUCCAGCCUCUAAGUUCAGUUCUGCAAGCAAAUAUGCUGCUCUCUCUGUUGAUGGUGAAGAUGAAAAUGAGGGAGAUUACACCGAAUAGACCUCUACAUGCUGUGCUUUCUCCUUUCUCCGCCCUGGAACAUUCAAGAGCAAAUCAAACCUCUAUCCAGACGAGACAAAAUAAAACUCACCAUCUCCUGAAGACCUUUCUUAACUUUUUUUUUUUUUUAAACAAUGAAAUUAUUUUGCAUGCUGCUGCAGCCUUUAAAGUAUUGAACUAACUGGAGAAUCACCAAUGUAGCCAGAGAGAAAGAGACUACAGCUUUUAGUGGGAACAUGAUGGUACAUUUUGUGACAUAAGCAAUUGCCUGUGAAUUCUGCCUAGGGUCCUCCGCUUAGUAAGACAGCAGUGACAGUACUGGGAUGUCUGGUGUCUGGAUGGGCAGUAAAACAGGUCUAAGGGAAGACUUUGAGAUUACUGCCUUUCAAUUCUUAUCCUAUUGUGGCAAAUAUGAAUUCUAAAAUAUCAGAAUAAAUUUUCAAACCUUGGAAAGGUAGGUUUUAGUCUCUGAGGUUGUUUGAGUUUCUGGGAAGCUGACGGCCCCUUCUUCUGAGCUACUGGGCCAGUUGGGGGGGGGUUUCCUCCAUUUUUACCCCCCAGGGGGGUAUUUGAAAAGUCUACAAGCCACUAACGAAUAGGACUGGCUGGGGUGACAAAAUAUGUGGGAAGUAGUGGUCUGAGAAGAAGCUUCUGGGAGGUGAUGAUUUUCUCUCUCACCAAUAGGAGGAGGAAGUGCUAUGACCUUCGGUGAAGACGUGAAUGGUUGCUUCCUGGAACAGGAUGUGCUUAAGGGGUCGUGGGAAUUCCCAAGUCUUUUCUGUAUUUUCCUGGUUUUCCUUUUCUUCAGCAGGGUCCUUUCUAGUUUAAUUGUAUCCACAUUCUGUUGAAAUCCUGAAGCUCUAAAACUCUUCCUCCCUCAAAAGCAGCUUCUACUUUUAUGCCUGACCUCCCUGCUAGGCAUUCUGUAUCUUGGCCCCAGAAGCUGUCACUGCUUUUCUUAAAGCAAAUUGUGGCUCCUUCCUGUCUAUUGACUCCGGCUUCUUACCUCUAUCCAUUCCUGCUCUUGCUGCUUUAACCCCUUUUAUAUUUCAGAAUACUAAAUGAAUGGUCCUCAGCGGUGAGUCGGGGUGGAAAAAUAGGGGCAGCUUGAUUGGGAUGAGGGAUGGUGGGUUUUUGUUUUGUUUUUAACAUCUCUCUCCACUGAAAUCUCAUGCCAAUAUUUGAAUUUAUAAAAUUUUUGUUUUGUUUAAUUUUGACCUCCCCAAGAAAAUAAAUGAUGAUGGAGAGAACUAUUUAAAGUCCUGCUUUCUCUUGGAACACAAUGACUUGCUGUUUAGUUUUGCACCUGUCCAUUUCAAAGGCAGUGUUGUGGGCAGUAUUGGUUCCUAGAGAAAAAUGACACCUUGGUCUCCUGUUUGCAAACCCCUCUCCCAUCAGUCCUAAGCCCUUUCCAGUCGUGUCAGUAAGAGUGUUGGUUUAUUGGUGCUGCAGCAGUGGGCAUAAUGAAUCAGUCAUUUAUCCAGUGGACAGAAAAGACAUGCCAGGUAAACUAACUCAGUAACUGGCUUGGUUUUGCUAGGAACUAGUAAGUGGCUUUUAGAUGCCCCGGGUUGAAAGAUGUGUUUUGGUUUUUUUUUUUUUUUUUUAAUUUUUUUUUCCUAACCAUUUGUUGUAGAUGAUGAAAAGGUAGGGUUUGCCCUCUUCAUGUCUACUUUUUCCAAAUAGUUGUAUCAAAAAAAAUACUUUUUUUGCCUCCCUCACUCCCCUGCCUCCCCGUUAAAAGAAAAGGAAAAGAAAAAAAAAAAAACGGGGAUUCGUGUCCCAUUCCUCAAUACAUGUAAAAUUUGUACAAAAAUAUCUUCUAUGAAAAUGAUUUGUAAUCUGUAGACUUAAUACCUGGGAGAUGUCUUGAGAUGUAAAAUCCCAUCCUUUGGGUUGUGGGGUUUUGUUUUCUCCAAAUAAAUCUGAUCUUUCGAGUUGA